Messenger RNA from Prorocentrum cordatum, 4087 nucleotides. NCBI's taxonomy places the organism in Eukaryota, Dinophyceae, Prorocentrales, Prorocentraceae. The record is from the annotation of a GenBank genome assembly.
GAGGCGCGGCGCUCGGGCGCGGGCUCCGUGGCGCCCCUGCCGCCGGUGCGCAUCGGCGCGUUCGAGGUCUUCCUGUGCGUGGCUCGGCCGCUGGUGCCCCUCGGCGCCGUGGCCCUGCCGGGAGGGUUCUCCGCGGUGGCGGUGGCCUCGCGGCUGGGGUCGCUGCGGUGGACGGAGGCGGACGAGGUGCUCAGGAGACUCACUCGUCCGCGCCCUGCCCACGCUGCCCCUGCGGGUGACCGUCCGCACGGCCGCGGGCUUGCCGGUCCCCGGCGUGCGCGUCGCGGCCGCGCCGGCGGAGGAGAAGCUGCGGCAGGGUCCGGCGACGCAGGCCGGCAGCGAGGUGGUGUUCGCGGCGGAGACGGACGAGCGCGGCGAGUGCUCCGUUCCAGUGCCGCUGUGUGUGCCCUUGUCGCUGGGGGUGUCGCACAGCGUCCUGAUGGCGCCCCAGCGGCGGGAGCUCCUCGCCUCCGACGCUGAGCCGCUGGAGCCGCAGGAGUUCGUGGCAGAGACGGUGGUGCAGCUCUGGCAGGUGGAGCAGGGCGCGGAGCUCCUCGUCUUCUGCGCCUCGCCGCGGGCCAGGCUCGCCCCCGAGGGCUCGGCGAGGUGCGUGCCGUUCCAGGGGCACCUGCAGCACCCGUCGCGGGGCAGGCUGCGGCCCAGCGCGAGCGGCUGCCUCCGCGGGGAGCCCGGCUUCCUGGACGGCGUGCGGGCGGUCGCCUGCGCCGGGUGGCAGAAGGCGCCGUUCCUCCCAGGGAGCCAUGCGGAGGCCGUGCUGGAGGAGCCCGAGGGCGGCAUGGUGCCUGCCGCGCGCCUGCCGGCCGCCACGGUGGAGGCCCAGCUCGCGGCGGGCUGCUGCCUGGCGCCUCUGCCCGGGGCGAGCGUCAGCAUCGAUGGCGAGCCCGUUGGCACCACGGGCGACCGCGGCGAGGCCGUGUCAGCUCCGGUGCGCGUCGCUGCGCACACCAUCCAGGUGGAGCACGCGCUGGCCCGUCCUGGGCUCGCGGUGCCCUGCGUCGUGCCCAAACCGCGCUUGUGCCGGGUGCAGAUCAAGUUGUCCCCCGAGCGAUUGCGGCUGUUCUGCACGGCGGCCGCUGGUGAGAGUGGGUUUGCUGACCUCUGGCUCGUGGCUGGCGACUCUCGUGAGUGGCGGCGCAGCAGCCUCAGGGGGCCUCCGAAGGGCAGUGUCGUGUGGCCUUGGAACGGCGAGCUGGGUGUUGGCCCCAGCGGGCAGCUGGCGGUGAAAGACGGUAUGCUGUGCAGCCCUGUCCCUGUCGCAGACGUCGGAGCUGGUGGCUGCUGGCUCGCCGCCGCGCUCGCGGCGCCGUCAGCGCUGGCGGGUGAGAGGAGCGUGGUGGCCCGGCUGAAGGACGGCCCUGGCGGUUGCCCGUUGACCCUGCUGGCCCAGCAGCCACACCUCGGGACGCCCGGCCUGUGGCUUGCCAGACUCGCGCCGACAGCGACGGGCGGUGGCGGUGUGCGCAAGCGCACCUCGUGGGCCGACGAGCAAACGACGGUCGCGGACAGGGGCGACCGCGGGCUGAGGCUGGCCUUUCGAUCACAGUGCUGCCGCCGGCUCGUGUUCCAUGAUGCCAGUGCCGAAGUGGAGGCCGGGGGCGGGGGCUCGCUGCAGUCGCGGCCCGAAUGCGGCGCGCUGGAGCUGCCAUGGCCCGUCGGCGAGGAGCCCUUCGGCGUGCGGAUCGCAGGUGUGCCACGCUGCCUGCUCCCAGGGUGCACGCACCACUAUGCGCUGUCUGGCGCUGCGGCUCCGCGGGGGGGGGUCGAGCUGGACGCGCCGUGCCCGCUCUGGCUGUACUGGAUCCCUCCACGGGACGAGGGCGCAGAGCUCGAGGUAGGCGAGGGGGAGGAGAACUGCAUCUUCGUCGCUGUCAAUGAGGAAGACGUGCCCGCCGUGGCGCGGCCGCUGCACGGUGUGCUGGAAUGCCCUGGGUCAGAUUGCCCAGAGACGCCACUGGACGGCUGCAGCCUGGGGCCCUUUCCGCUCCGCGCCCCAGUCGGCAGCUGGCACGACGCUGCGGAAUCCCCCUGCUUGCUCCAGCGGCUAGCGCUGAACCUGAACCCGCCCGCCGGCCUGAUACACUUCCCGCUGGAGCCCUCGCCUCUGCAGGAGCCCGGUGAUCAGGCUGAUUGCCAGCUGCAGCGGCUGUCCAGAGGACCAAUCAAGAUGGGCGCGUUCUGCCCGACACCGCCGCCAGCACCGCUGCGGCUGGAGCUCGCUUCCAGCUGCUGCGGCCGCCGGGUCUGCGGCGCCCAGGUGGACGUGGAUGGCCAAGCAGCGUCGGCGCUGGACCUUGACGUGGGCAUCUAUCGAGUGCCGCAGCCCAGGCGCAAGCGUCAGCAGGGCAGUGGCGAGAUGCGCCUUCGGAUCGGCGGGGUGCCCCGCUGCCUGCUACCUGGCGGAUCGAGUGCACUGUUCGCCCCCUUCGGCCCGUUCGAGCCGGAGACUCUGAGGGUGCCGGUGUCGUGCUCCCUCUUCGUGUACUGGGUUCCGCUCGCGGACUCGGAUGACCCCCACAGGGAGGCCGUGGUCGUCGAGGACGGGACCCCUGAGCCGGACAUGCCCUCGCGGCCGGUGGUGAUCACAGCUGAUGCUGAUGGGAUACCGGCUGACGCGCAGCCAGUGCAAGGGGCGCUAAGGGCGCUCGAGUGCGCCGCAGUGGCUGGGGCCAGCGCGGGUGACUCGAGGCGCUCCAGUGCCCCGAGGCGCUCGACUGUCUCGAGCUCGCGCGCCGCCGUGGACCCUGGGGAGCUCGAGUGCCCCUCUGUGGUGCUUGACGGGCGCUCGUUGGGGCCCUUUGGGCCGCCGUGCCCUGGUGCGGCGGGAACGCCAGACAGUGAGGACCCAGACGCCGUGCGAUGCCCCUUGGCGGACGCCACACUGCAGCUGUCGCCGCCGCCAGGCUUCCGCCUGGCUGCCUGCGACACCGAGGACCCGUUCGGACGCUCGGAAGGCGGCUGCGGGCUGCUGCGCCUUGCCGCGGAUGGCGCGGCGGAGGCUGGGCGGUUCGAGAUGGUUCCAGCGCCCCUGCUCACGGUCAAGCUGCGCACAGGGUGCUGCGGCUGCAGCUUCCGCGGCGUGAGCGCGAUUGUCAACGGCGGCGUCAGAGCCUCUCUCGGCAACGAGGGCUGCCUGCGGGUUCGCCGUGCGCGCCAGGGAGGCAAUCUCGGCUUGGUGCUCGAGGGUAUUCCUCCCGCGCUGCUGCACGGUGGCCAGGCACAGCUCGACAUUCCAUAUGGGGCCACCGAGCCAGAAGUCGUGGAGAUGGGCGUGCUGAGCCACCUGUGGCUCUACUGGGUUCCCCCGGACGACUUUGGCAAGCCAGAGGGGGACCUCGAGGACCCGCAGCCUGGCGAGGGGCUGGUCUUCGUCACAGCGAACCCCGACCACAUCCCCGAAGGCGCGAGGCCAGUGGCGGGCACUCUGGACAGCCGAGGCGGAGGCGGCAGGAAGAUCGUGCUGAACGGCAAGAGCAUGGGGCCCUUCAAGAUCCCCACCAUGGCCAGCUCGGGUCUCCCCCUCCCGCCUGGUCUUCACCCAGACCUGCUUGGCCAGCUGAGCCAGAGGCAGGUGGAAGCGGAGGAGGGCCCUUGCUCCCUCUCCCGGGUGCGCCUCCGGUUCAAGCCGCCCACGGGCUACGAAUACCAGGGGCUCGCGCCGUCCCCAGGAGAGGGUGAGGGACCUUGGGGGGUGCGAGCUGGACAGGCUCGCCAAGUGCCCCGCGGCCAUCGGCGUGUUGCGACCGCUGGCGCCGCCGUUCCCGCUGCGGAUCGCGGUCCGCUCCCGUUGCUGUGCCCGAGGGCUCGCGGCUGCGCAGGUGGCGGUCGAUGGGUUCCCAGUGGCGCUACCCGAUGCCAGCGGGUGCCACUUGGUGCCUCACCAGCGCCGCAAGCGCAGGGUCAGGAAGAACGGACACCUCGCGGUGCACAUCAGCGGAGCACCGCUGAACCUCCUGGAGACCGACGCGGCCGCGAGGCCAGACGGGGUCUUCCACGUGCCUUACGGCCCUGCGCAGCCCGAGGUGCUGGAGGUGGGCCUCGUGUGCAGGCUCUGGAUCUAUUGGGUUGA